GGUGGUGGGUUACAACGAAGCCCACAUAUGCUUUUGGAGAUUCCUGAACAGGAUCUCUAUGACCAUGUUAUGGAAACUUGAAUAAUCAAACCGAACGGGAGGAGAGGAAUUGGAAUUUGGAUCGAUCGAAGCGAUAGAUAAUAAUUUAUUUAUUGAAUUUAUCCGGUGUUACCUCUCAAUCUCGUUUACCAGAUCUAGCAGUUCGCCUGUAAGCAAUGAUAACGAUUCCCUAUCUGACCGCUUUGACCACAUACUUCAGCUACGGAUUGCUCUUCGCUUUUGGCCAAUUAAGAGAUUUUUUCAGAAAAAUUUUCGAUUGGUGGCGUACCAGCAAUCUCCAGGGAUAUGCACCGAUCUGCUUAGGGCUUGAAGACUUCUAUAUUCGACGUCUCUAUCUUCGAAUUCAGGACUGUUUUGGACGACCUAUAUCAAGUGCUCCUGAUGCUUGGUUUGAUGUGGUGGAACGUUACUCCAAUGACAAUAAUAAGACACUGAAACGAACCACAAAGUUAGCUAGGUGUCUUAACUUGGGAUCCUACAAUUACCUUGGCUUUGCUGCUGCUGAUGAGUAUUGUACACCACGUGUUAUUGAAUCAUUGAAUAGAUUUUCUCCAAGUACUUGUAGUGCUCGUGUUGAUGGAGGAACUACAACAGUCCACACUGAAUUGGAGGAGUGUGUUGCAAACUUUGUUGGAAAGCCAGCUGCCAUUGUCUUUGGCAUGGGCUAUGCAACAAACUCUGCCAUCCUUCCUGUCCUGAUUGGAAAAGGAGGGUUGAUAAUUAGUGAUUCAUUGAACCACAACUCAAUUGUAAAUGGUGCUCGAGGAUCGGGAGCAACAAUUCGAGUUUUCCAACAUAAUACACCAUCUCACUUGGAGAAAGUUUUGAGAGAACAAAUUGCUGAUGGACAACCUAGGACACAUAGGCCUUGGAAGAAGAUCAUUGUCAUUGUUGAGGGCAUCUAUAGUAUGGAAGGGGAACUCUGCAAACUUCCUGAGAUUGUUGCAAUUUGCAAGAAAUAUAAGGCAUAUGUUUACUUGGAUGAGGCUCAUAGCAUUGGUGCUGUUGGAAAAACAGGAAGAGGUGUUUGUGAAUUGUUAGGAGUGGAUACUGCUGAUGUGGAUAUUAUGAUGGGAACUUUUACAAAAUCAUUUGGAUCAUGUGGCGGCUAUAUUGCUGGAUCCAAGGAGGUUAUACAAUAUCUCAAGUACACCUGUCCAGCUCAUCUGUAUGCAACAUCAAUAUCACCACCGGCUGCUCAACAAAUUAUAUCUUCCAUACGAGUCAUUCUUGGAGAAGAUGGUUCCAGUAGAGGGGCUCAAAAACUUGCAAGAAUACGUGAAAACAGCAAUUUUUUCAGGUCAGAGCUGCAGAAGAUGGGCUUUGAGGUUCUUGGAGAUAAUGAUUCUCCCGUAAUGCCCAUAAUGCUUUACAAUCCUGCAAAAAUCCCUGCAUUUUCACGGGAGUGCUUAAAACAGAAUGUAGCUGUUGUUACGGUUGCUUUUCCAGCUACCCCUUUACUUUUAGCUAGAGCACGUAUUUGCAUAUCUGCCUCUCAUACUAAGGAAGACCUUGUCAAAGCUUUAGAGUACCCAACAAUCAACCACAUAGUUAGCCAAGCAGAAUAUGACAGGCUAAUGCUUUUAAAGACCAGGCAAGAAAUGGUAAUUCUUCUCUUCUCUUCUGGCAGGUCAUCGGUCGGGUAGGUGACCUUGUGGGCAUAAAGUACUUCCCUGCUGAACCAAACAAGCAGCAACAGGAGCCAAGCACGAUGAAGUUGGAGUGAGCAUUUUAAUUUUGUUUUGGUGAAAAAUUGUGUGGCGCCUGGAAGCUGUAAGCUUGAUCCGAGUGGCGUAAGUUUGUCGGUCGUUUGGCUUGUUUCCGUUUAUGUAAUCUGCUAUUGGUUUGGACUCAUUGUACAGAUACAAACGAAAUUUAUUCAAGUAUUUUUCCCACUUACCUAUAAAGAAUUCAUAUCCUUUUGAGUUA
Manihot esculenta (cassava) is the source of this 1989-nucleotide messenger RNA. RefSeq names its product long chain base biosynthesis protein 2a. The transcript is spliced from 12 exons. Gene Ontology annotation, biological process: ceramide biosynthetic process; sphingosine biosynthetic process. Gene Ontology annotation, molecular function: pyridoxal phosphate binding; serine C-palmitoyltransferase activity. Bases 216 to 1706 code for a protein of 496 amino acids. The record is from RefSeq and is a predicted model, not a curated record. Gene Ontology annotation, cellular component: serine palmitoyltransferase complex. Lineage: Eukaryota; Viridiplantae; Streptophyta; Magnoliopsida; Malpighiales; Euphorbiaceae.